Messenger RNA from Teleopsis dalmanni, 6181 nucleotides. It is a transcript of the gene vir, whose product is annotated as protein virilizer. Gene Ontology annotation, molecular function: RNA binding. NCBI's taxonomy places the organism in Eukaryota, Metazoa, Arthropoda, Insecta, Diptera, Diopsidae. The transcript has 7 exons. Gene Ontology annotation, cellular component: RNA N6-methyladenosine methyltransferase complex. The record is from RefSeq and is a predicted model, not a curated record. The coding region runs from base 244 to 5721 and encodes 1825 amino acids.
GCUGUUUAGUUAUCUAGCACACAUUCGCACAGCUGUAUUAAAUAUUGUAUGUUGGCAACCAUACAUUCGGCUUACGACAAAUUCGCGUCUACAGCACUUUUCACUACAUUUGUUCUUUUCCAUAAGUUUACAAUUUUUAAAUUAUUGUUUAUUCCUUGAUUUAUAAAUAAUUCACAUGGGUUAAUUAUAUUAUUUAUUAUAAAGUUGUGUAACAUUGAAAUUGCGUGAAAAUUUGUGAACAAAAUGUCCGAGAACGACAAUACUGCUCAAUUGCUAUUUUUUGACACCUUUUCCCAUGAAGUUGACACGGAUAUAAAUUUGGAUUUAGUUCAAUUCCCGAAACCUGUUUAUAUAAAGCAAGUAAGAAUAAUACCACUUGGGGCAAGAGUACAAGCCGACUUUCCAGGCGGCGUACGUCUUGGUGCUACAAAUCCAUCCACAUUCGAUAUUGAAUUUUUCGUUAACGAUCUUGGUUUGCCUGGUGCUUCAGCAUUUGAAAAUUUAGGUCAAUUGCAGUAUAAUCAAAAUGACUGCAUACAUCUUGAGUGUAAUACCGACAUAUUGACUGAUGGUUUAGUAUUGCGUGGUUGGUAUAGUACUAUAACUUUAGCUAUCUAUGGUUCCUUAACCAAUACAAUAAGUGAACAAAUACAAAGUCCACCACCACAACAUUGUGAGAUGACAGAUGAUAUAGCUAAUAUAAGUAGUGAUGAGCGUAAUAUACCUGUACAAGAAAAUCCAGUUAAAAGUGAAUGGAAGGAGCCGUUACCUACCGAACUAGCACAUCCACAUAAGAUAAGUGUUAGUGAAUUAGAACCAGAGGAACUCGAUUAUGGUUUACCGAGGGAACAUUAUCAUCAUUCUGGUGAUGAACGAGACAGACGUUUACGUAAAACAUCAAAUUCAUCUGAGCGUUCAUUGUCCUCAAGGAAUAGAACCCAUUCAGAAAAUAAUGACAGAGAUUAUAUGAGAUCUCGCUGUGAUCGUGAACGCGAACGUGAACGUGAAAAACCUGCCCGCAAUUGGUCACGCAGUCCUGAAUAUUCCAGACACUCUCGACGCAAACGCUCCGAGCGUUCUCGUUCAGAUGCUGAAGAAGCGCAUAAAUGGCCACGCACUCCACCUGCUUCUAUAGACUCACCGUUAAGACCACGUUCACCUGAUAAUAUGGAAUAUGCUGAUGAAGAUUUGCAUUAUAAAUUACUUAAAUCGCGUUCUUAUAUGCGUUCAAAUGAGUCUUUAGACAAUACUGAACCAGAACCUCAAGAUGUUGAAGAUGAAAGCAAUUCAGGUCCAACUGCCGAACAAUUUGAACCUAUCUUAAGUGAUGACGAAAUUAUUGGCGAUGACGAUUCAAACACUGUGGCUGAACCUGCAGUUGUAGAUGAAUAUGAGUUGGAAUUGGAUGCCGCUGCUGCGACACCCGAAGCAGCAAUUGUCGAGUUUGACCCAUUCAAAAUGCCGAUACUUAAACAUAAUAACGAUUUAAGUGGAUUCUGUAGCAAAGACAUAGAAGGGCUGAAAUUAUUAUUCAAAAACGUCGCGCUGCAAACAAAAUGCAAUAUCAAUGAAUUCAGGAGUAAAACAAUUACUGUCGAGGAACGAGAAAAUUUUGUGUUUCUGAGUGAACAAAUUAUAAAUCAACUUUCAUAUUUGGCGCAGCAAUACAAGCGUCGAAACUUUGUUCUGCAACAUUUUUUCGAAAGCGAACCAAAAAAUUUGUCACUGGCAUUUACUAUGCUUCAAAUUGGUUUGGAUUUUGAUGUAGCUUGUUUACAACCACAGCCGGCACUUAAAAUUAGACAUAUUAAAAUUGGUGCUAGGCUUGCAGAAUUACUUGGUGGUUCUCCAGACUUUCUAGAGUAUAUUCUGAAAAUACAAGCUUUUGAUCCGUUCCAAGCGCUAUUUACACUUUUCCACAAAGAUUAUAUGGCACUUUCUAUUAAACUAAUGCUACUUAAAUCAGUUUCUGCAUUAUUGGACACAAGAAUUGGUUUAGAACAUUUCAUUAAUGCUAAAGUAAAUGGAUAUCAAUUGGUUGUGAAGGCACUUCAGUUUGCAAAAGAAGCACGAACGAAAUUUGUACUGCAAGCAAUAAUCAAGAAACUUCAUUUGAUUGAAGCACUGCAAUAUUUCAAAUACUAUGGCACAACAUUGGAUCCAAAGCAGCAAAUCGAAUUUGCUAUAGAUCAAAUCUUGGACGCACUUAAUCAAAAUUCACUAUCUUACCAGCAACCCAAACGUUUUUUGCCUGUUUCAAAGAAAUUUGAAAUCAUUACUGAUGCUACAGCUCAACGUAAUUUUGCUAAUGCAUUGCAAGGAUUCUUUAAGGCAUAUGGCUUGGGAGAAACAUUAGUGAUGCUUCUAAGCAACGCAAGUGAUUUGCAACCGUUGGUACUAUUACGUAUAACAGAUUUAAUUGAUGCGUUGCUGAAAAGUCACGUGGGUUUGGAUUACUUUGUGGAUGACUGUUUCGAAACGACACAGAUUUUAAUAGCCGUACUGUUAGGUAUUGAUGAUGUACCAGUAACUGAAGCACCGGAAAUAAUAACAGAUGAGGUGAAGAUUAAAAAAAUGGAGAUAAAAGUAGAAGAAAGUACGGAUAUAGAAAGCGCAGAUGCAACUAAAACCUUUGUUCAAUCACCAGAUAAUGUUAUAGAGGAAACAAAUGACACAACAGAAGAUAAAUCUUUAGGUCAGUUGGAGGAAACAUCAGAUACAGCACAAAGUCUAGAAAGACAAAAUCUGCACCGUUUACAAGUAUUGGGCAUCGAGCUGGCAUAUAAAGUGCAAACACGUUACCAUUUGGAUGCUAUUGUGUCUUUAGCUACGUCCAACGCAUAUGAUGCAAUCCCAUUAACCACUCACUUGCAUGCGCUUUAUUCACAUACCUGCAAUUCAAGUGGUAGAAGACACACGGUCGAUGUGCUAGGUGCAAAUAACAACUUGCACAUUUUUAUGGAAUUAAUUAAGAAGGAGCAACGUUUGCAAUCUCAGCGUUUACUAACCUCACCUGCUAAAUAUAAAAGUCCCGUCUUAAGCUAUGCUGUUGAUUUGGUUGACUGUUGUGUGCGCUAUUGUGAAAACUUGGAUUAUCUGAUUGAGCACGGAAGAAACAUUUUAGAUUUGGCAAAAAAUCACGAAACCUUCGAGCCAUCAGUAUCUGCAGUAUUGCAGGAAAUGUUUGUGUACUUGAAACCUCUAGAAGCUAUAAAUAUAUUUGAUUAUGAUGACAUAGCCCCACUGGUAGAAGUGAUUACCAGAUCUUUAGAAUAUAUAACAACAUUUCCUGGUGAUUUAAUAAUGGGUUUACGUAUAUUCCGUCACCUAGCUAUUGGCCCUAUUCAUAAAGGGCUUAAAAGCACAGAAACAGAAGAGCUAAAGCAUCGAUUUGUCGCGCUACAAUUUUAUGCAGCCGAUGGCGUGCAAACGUUGCUUCAAAUUUUAGAAAAACUGUGUAAUUAUUUUGAACAGCCUGGCUUGCAUGCACCAGCGCUUAUGACUAUACAAAGCGUACAUUGCUGUCAAAUUAUUUUACCAACCCUACAGAUAUUACGCCAAAUGCUCUGCUAUGCUAUACAGUGUCGUGAUAUUGAAUUCAAGGACUUGACUGCAAUAGAUCAUCUAAUGAAAACAUACUUUUUGAUGCAUUAUAUGCCUGCAGCCAGUCCAGCAAAAGCUGAAGUGGAAUCAGCAAAAGAAGAGAUCAUCAAAAUAUUGUUGGCCUAUACACAGCCAAAUGAGCAGGAUGAAGAAUCACUACAUAAAUCACUUUGGACACAGAUGAUACGUGAUAUACUUAAAAAUAUUGAGAGUCCUUCAACCUUUAUACCAGGUCUGCACGUUUUCACGCAACUGCUCCCCUUGCCUUUACCCAUACCACUGAAUGCAGAUAUGCAGUUGACACGCUUACAAACACAACGAUUGAUAACAGAGCGAAAACUUUGGUCAGCUCACCUGCAUCCACAAAGCCAUCAAAUUGCGAAGCUCAUAGAAACAUUAGCGCCUUCAUCUUUUCCGCAAUUGACAGAUUUGUUCACGAGAGUUUGUGUACAAUUGGCUGAUUUAGCUCCAAACAUGACAUUGCUUAUUUCAAAGACAUUUGCAGAUUUAAUAUGCAACGAGUGGAGUAAUGCUUCGAAUGCACCUUCACUGCAUUUGGCGCGCCUGCUGAAUAUAUUCUCCAGACUGUCCGCAUAUGCCACACUUAAAAGUUCUGCAUUGUCUAUACUCAGCGGGAAGUUGUGGGAAGUUCUUCAAGCUGUGCUUUUGAAUACAGAGGCUGUGGAAAUUGUAUUCAAGUGUCAACUUUAUAUCCAUCGUAUCUUAGAAAGUUAUCUCGAUUCUGAAAUAUCUUUAAUAGCACCGAACUCCACUUCAAUACCAGAACUAAAUUUGGCUUCUGCGCUUCCACCAAAGGAAAUAAUACCGCAAAUUGCAGAAAGCAUUCUAAUGAAUGUUAUUAACACCGAUAUAACUCACGAAGUAUCAUCAUCUGGUGUUCGCAAUUUAGUCAUUUUAACUGAGCAUGACAUAACAUUCCAUCAUUUAGCGUUGGUUUUAAAACAAAAGUCAACGGAUGUGCAGCAGUGGAUGAAAAAAAUUAUCGACUUGAAUGAAGGUGGAAAUUACAACUCAAACAUUGAAUCUCUGGCGCUACUCAUACGUUCGCUUACACAUAUUGAAGAAACUGCAGGCACAGAUGCCACAGUACCUCCGCGUACUCUGAAAAUCGUAGCUAAGGAAUUGAUGCAAAUAAUUGGCUACAAGAAGAAUUGCAACGAAACAAAUCUGUUACAACAAAUUGUCACUAUAAUGGAGCAACAAAAUAGAGAAUCUAUGGACAAUUUGUUUUCAGAUCUAAAAUCAUUAAUUGAUGAGUUAGAAGGCUGUGAUGAUACACCAUUAGAUACAGAGGACGAAAAACCCAUACUUGAACAAUUGUUACCACAAACAGAGAGCAUUGUUACUCAGUACGAUGCACGCCCAACAUUUACAAUUUACGAGACGGAGAUCUUCGAUGAGAAACAACUAACAGCACGUUAUUGGUUGAAGCUAUUACAGCUGAAUGAAUUAUCGGCCGAAGAAUACAGCACACAAAGCGAAAGGGUUUCAUGUGAUUUAAAUGAAUUGGUAAAUUCGUGUUUGCCACCAGAAACAAAUUUAACAACAGAUUGCAAGCGUAUACUACACUUAUCCGCCUCACCACAAUCUAAUCGCGAACGUACGCCAACUGCUCCUUGCUUCCGCACACGGCGUGUCGAAGUGGAACCAAGCACCGGUCGUGUUGAGAAAAAGAUUUAUGUGACACCAGUACGUGGACGUGGUUUUGCGCGCGCACCACCUACACGUGGCGAUCUCUUUCGCUCACGUCCGCCAAACACUUCAAGGCCACCUUCAUUGCAUGUUGAUGAUUUCUUAGCAUUGGAAACGUGUGGAGCACAGCCAACAGGUCCAACUGGUUACAACAAAAUACCACCAUUAAUGCGUGGCUCACGAGUUGGCAGAAAUCGUGGCUCUCGCAUUUUAUCCUCAGCAGCAUUCAGAAAAACUAAAUUAAUUCGCACUGGUUCACCCUCAUGGAACGAAGGACCACCUCAUUACCGUACUAUGUCUGGCGAUACACAUUUCGGUACGGAGCCACCACACUACGCACCCUCUUCACAUUUCAUUACACGACCACGUGGUCGAGGAUUACGUUUGCGUUCCUAUAUGCGUUAAUAUAUUAAUUAUGAUAUUAAAUAAAUGAAAAAUAUUUUUGUUUUGAAGUCAAAUGUAACGAAAGAAACUAUUUCUCAGUAGAGAAGUUCAAACAGUAAUGAAUUACAACAGCAGCAUACGUUUUUUGCAAUCAUAAGUGUCCAAAAACAGGAGCUAUAGGAAGACGAAAGGUUAAAGAAUAUAAAAAUAAAUAAUGUAUCUUAAAUAAUUGGUGUGCAAGAGCACACAACAAUGAUUCAUUCUAGUUUCAAAUAAACGCGGUCAAGGAGAGCGUUUAACUAUUAUAAUUAUUGUUGUGUACUUUUCUAGCUAAGAGGCAACAAAUAACUUAGAAUUUGUAUAAAGAAGCUUUGUGAAGUAUUUGGUACAUCCAGCUUCAAAAUCUCGAUCAAUUUAAUGUUCUAAGCCUGGCACUUGCAGUUCAUAAAAUUAUGUACGGACUAAUAAUUUAAGCAAUACU